AACACUGUCAUGAAAACCUUUGUUCUGAUGUGGGUAUUACUUCAAAUGCUCUCGUUGUUUACUGCAUCUGAUACAAAUUUUACCUCUGAUACAUACACCCUCAUUAACUCUACCAAUUUAGCAAAGCCAAACUGCUCCAGCCAGUGUGGAGAUGUAAUUGUUCCCUACCCUUUUGGCUUCGGCAAUAACACAAAUUGUUCUAUAAGCCCUGAGUUUCACAUCCAUUGUAAUACUUCGUUACAUCCUCCAAAGCUCUCUAUUUAUGAAGACAGUUACACCUCAAUUACACAUAUAUCUGAUUCCACAAUCCGGAUUUCCAAUCUCGUGUCUUCUAGGUGCUAUUUACCAAAUGGCACAAUUUCAAAUGGUUUCAAUAUCAGCGUGAAUUACAUCGACUUGCCGUACACCUUGUCGGGAGUAAAUAAGUUCAGAGUCAUUGGCUGCGAUGAUUUUGCUUGGUUGAUUUCAGGAACAGAGUCAAGGGAUGUGCUUACAGGUUGUGCUGCCAUUUGUGCAACACCACAGGAUGUUGUAAGUGACCAAUGUUCAGGAAAUGGUUGUUGUGAAACAUCCAUAUCCCGAGACAUAAAUUACUUUAGAACUCAGGUCAAGUCCAUGGAGGAUUCAGACAACAUGAGCUAUACGAGAUCCUUUAAUCCCUGUACAUAUGCGUUUGUUGGUGAGGAGAACGUAUUCAAGUUCAAAGGUGAGACAGAUUUAAACAACACUUUCUUGGCUGAAAAGAUUGAAGCUGAAGUCCCAAUAGUGCUUGAAUGGGCUAUUGGUAAUCUAAGUUGCGUUGAAGUCGAAGCAACGGAUGGCUUUGCCUGCCAAUCAAAUAGCAAGUGUGUUAACUCUACAAGGGAAAGUCGUGGGUACCGUUGCAUCUGUAAUGAUGGUUAUGAAGGAAAUCCCUAUCUAUCUCCUGGCUGUAAAGAUAUUGAUGAGUGUAAGCAUCCGGACAAGUUUCCAUGUUAUGGAACUUGUUUUAAUACUGAGGGGAAUUACACAUGCAAAUGUAAACGAGGGCAUUCGGGUGAUGCCAAAAUACAAGAUGGUUGUCGACGUAAACCAUUCCACCCUUUGGUGUUAUCGAUAGGUAUGGGAUGUGGAUUACUCACAAUACUUAUUGUAUUAUUGGUGUCAUACUUCGUGGUCAAGAAAAAGAAGCUUGUUAUGCUUAGGGAGAAAUUUUUUGAACAAAAUGGGGGCAUGCUUUUGGAAGAGAAACUUAAAACCAAGAGUGGCGUAGGGGUCGGUGCCAUGAAACUUUUCGGUGUUGGAGAUCUAGAACAAGCGACUGAUAAGUAUGCAGAACAUAACAUUCUUGGUAGAGGAGGCAAUGGCAUCGUGUACAAGGGAACUCUACUAGAUAAUCGUGUUGUUGCAAUCAAGAAGUCCCAAAGAUUGGAUCAAAGACAAAGGGAGCAAUUCAUAAAUGAAAUGGUAAUUCUUACACAAAUCAAUCAUCAAAAUGUGGUGCAGCUUUUGGGAUGUUGUUUGGAAACUGAUGUUCCAUUGCUAGUUUAUGAAUUUAUCUCUAAUGGCACUCUUCAUCAUCACAUCCAUAGUAGAAAAAGUGGUGUAGCAAGAUUGUCUUGGGAUAGUCGUCUAAGGAUAGCACAUGAAUCGGCUGGUGCUCUUGCUUAUCUUCAUAGUGAUGCAAGAAUGCCAAUUAUACAUAGAGAUGUGAAGUCUAGUAACAUCUUGUUGGAUGAGAGUUACACCGCAAAAAUUGCAGAUUUUGGUGCUUCAAGAUUAAUCCCGCUAGGUGAUCAUAAUCAAGUCACUACACUUGUCCAAGGGACGUUGGGAUACUUGGAUCCUGAAUAUUUGCGUACAGGGCAACUAACCGAUAAGAGUGAUGUGUAUAGCUUUGGAGUGGUUCUUGCAGAACUCCUAACAGGAAAAAAACCCAUUGCUGGUGAAAGAUGCCUAGCGGAGCAAUCUCUUGCAACAUAUUUUGAAAAGGCAAUGAAGGAAAACCAAAUUCUUGAAAUUCUUGAAUUUGAAGUGGUAAAGGAGGCAACUGAUGAGCAGUUAAAAGCAACAUGUGACUUGACAUGUAGAUGCCUUAACCAAUUAGGUGAGAAACGACCCAACAUGAAAACAGUGGCAGUAGAGCUUGAGACAUUGAGGAAGUUUCGCAAGCAUCCUUGGGUUAGCGAAGACAACUACAUUGAACUGAGUAGCUUAAUGAUUGAAAAUAAACCAAAUGAUCUUUACGAAGUUCCUCUUAUCACUAAUAGUGACACUUUUGGAGAAAGUAGUUCUAGCACUACUAGAAUAAGAGGCAUGCUGAGUGAAGUGCAAAGUCCUCGUUAACAAUUUAGUAGUGAAUGGAUGUUUCAUCUACCAUUCGUGUCUAUUUCUCGUGUUUGAAGUUUCAUACAAUUUACAUAAAUAUUUCAGUUUAUCUCGGUCUAUUGUGUAUUAUAAAGUGCUCCAUGUAUAAUAUUCAGACCUUUGUUAUGAUUGCACCUUCCAUAUAUUCAAUGUACUGUUAUCUGAUUAAUUAAUA
Messenger RNA from Cynara cardunculus var. scolymus (artichoke), 2521 nucleotides. RefSeq names its product wall-associated receptor kinase 3-like. Gene Ontology annotation, molecular function: ATP binding; calcium ion binding; protein serine/threonine kinase activity. The transcript has 3 exons. Gene Ontology annotation, biological process: cell surface receptor signaling pathway; protein phosphorylation. Bases 10 to 2325 code for a protein of 771 amino acids. Gene Ontology annotation, cellular component: plasma membrane. The record is from RefSeq and is a predicted model, not a curated record. NCBI's taxonomy places the organism in Eukaryota, Viridiplantae, Streptophyta, Magnoliopsida, Asterales, Asteraceae.